Molecule: messenger RNA, 3646 nt
Organism: Polyodon spathula (Mississippi paddlefish)
Lineage: Eukaryota; Metazoa; Chordata; Actinopteri; Acipenseriformes; Polyodontidae
Product: spermatogenesis-associated protein 6-like
Exons: 13
Coding region: 1330-2619 (429 amino acids)
Biological process (GO): spermatogenesis
Molecular function (GO): myosin light chain binding
Source: RefSeq, a predicted model, not a curated record
UCUCAGAUUCUAGAUGAUGCAAAACUUUUGGCCGUAGCAGUACUUUAUGACCCUACUGCUGGAGUUUGCAUUACAUAAACAUUUACUUCAUUUGUAAAAUCUCUGCCCUGGACAGUAUGGGCUGUACUGCUCUGUGUUCUCCCACGCUUGCUUCUGUAGAGUCUAGCCUGGAGAAGAAGGUUUUGACUUGCUGCGGGGCACUCCGAUCUUGUGGUAGGACCUGUCUCAAGGCUGUUGUCAGGGAAACGGUGGCCCAGUUGAUUUUUAAGUACAGCUCCUAAUAAAGUGCUUGAAGAAGCUCUUAAAACAAUCCCCUGAGUUCAGACUUGUUGAUGCUUUGAACAUGAAUGUUGUUUUCUUCUUAGAACUGGUACCAGGGUAAAUGUUUUGUAAAUGUAUAAUUAUCUGACUCGAACCACUACAUCUUAACCAUGACUGCACAAAACAGGCAGGUUUCUUUUCACUGGCACUAAGGGGAGAGAUACUGCAGAAUGGAAAUGGCCCACUGUGGACAGACCAAGAGUACAUUAUUUUUUAGAAAUACAUGUUUAUUUAUUUAUUUAUUGAUGAUUGACCUCACUGGUUUACCGUUAAAUUUUGACACAAAUCAACAUAUAUUUUAUUCUUUAGGAAUGAUUUUUUAUCUUAAAAAAAUUAAUUAAAUACAAAAAAACCCCAAGAAAAAAUAAUAAAUAAACAUUCAGCAACAAGGUUAACAGAUAUGGUUGUAGGAAUGGAGUUUGAUUGAAUGUGUACCAGUAUUGAUACUUUUAAAAAUAGUCAAUUAAACACACAUGUUUACAUUAAUUAUAUAUACGGUACUAGUAUUUAAAGAGGUCCCGUUGAGUCAGUGAUUUUUUAUUUAUAUAUUUUUGGUCCAUGAUCCAGUGACGGUAGCCUACUCCCCCCUACUUCCUGUAUAAUGAAUAAUGCUAAAACGACUGUUGUGGCUAGAAAGUGGCUAGAAAUUUUGAUGGUAUGCAGAUGUGAAUAUGUGGAUAAUGUAUUAUGGUAAUAUAUAGAAAAAAUGUGGUUCAUGUCUACUGUACUGUCUACAACUUUAUUUUUCUGUUCUUAUAUUGGUUUACUUUCAACUAGCUCACACAUCCACCGCACUUCAAAAAUGUGCUUCACUGCAGCCCCCUGUCAGAAAGCAACAGAAGUGCAUCGCUUGGGAAUAAUCGAGUCAAAGGGUUAGAACGUGCACUGCGAGUCUCUAUGGAAACGUGAAGCUCCUCAAAACAGCGGACCCGUCGGCGGGUGCAGUUGUGUGUAAGUUUUCAUACGCAUUCACCUGCUUUAAACGUUAAAAAUAACGUUGAAUGAAACAUGCCACAGAAAGCAGUGAAGGUAGUUGUUGAAUUCCAGCUUCAUGCGGUGACUUGCCCAGGUGUGUUUUUGACAGACAAAGAUGAUGUCUACCUUAGUGUAUGCAUCAUGGGACAGUACAGAAAGUCAGCAUGUCGUUUGCCAGUAUUCCCGCUGCUUUUUCAUGAAAAGAUGACAUUUGAAAAGGUUUUUAAGAUGGCGAUGGACCCUGCUGCUGUAGCUGAGCAGUUAGAAUAUGAAACUGCAAAAUUUGAGCUAAUACAGUUAUUUCCUCCAGUGGGGGAGACAUUGGCAUCUUAUGAAGAAGAGGCAAGGAGCUUUCUUUUUCCAGAGCCUAAACUGUCCCCUACCUACCCUGGAGUUGACAGAGAAGUACUAAUGAGACGGACACCAAAUUUCCCAGGAAUUGCACCAAAACUAGAAUUUUCAACCACAACUACAAUUAAGGAAUGCUCAUUCAAAAGAGAGAAAGGAGUCUGUUCAAAUAAUAACCUGGUAGUUCCAAGAAAAUCAAACAUUCGGAAGGCACAAAGGUCAGGAUCAUCCACACCAUCCAGAAAUAGAAGUACAUCACCAGGGAAGAAACAGGUGUCCUGUUGUAUUGAAAGGAAUUCCAAAAAGCAGGCAAAUGUGUCCAAGCCCAGGUCUUUAUCGCUGUGCGCAAACAAGCGCAUUGCAGAGGAUUUUGAGCUGAACAGACUGGGACUGACUCAGCUCAACCUGGGUCCUCACAAGUUCAAGUCAGACAAGAACACCAGGUCACACUUUCAGGUUCCCAGUGUUGACAGCUCCAGGCCUAUCAGUAAACAUGACUCACCACCACAGCUAUCUCCAGAUUUACUUAUAUCAAGAUCAAGAAGCACUUCACCCAAGUCACAUCUUAGUGGUGAUAUCUCUUUUGGAAGUCCCAGACAAAAGAAUGCUAUGGAGAGUAGUGAUAGAGGCACCCAGGAUACUGGUCAUUUGGCAUCUACUGAUGCAGAUGAUCUAGUCAGUUACUCCCCAAAUUCAAAUUCAAGCUCAGCUCUGAGAAGCCACAUGAAAUCCCCCACCUCUGCCUCAAUGCUGUUGAGUUCACCAAGCCUACUGAACCGGUCACCUCUAAGGCAAAGGUUCAAAUCAGACUCUAACAAUACCUGGGAAUCAAUCCAUGACCGAGUUAGAAAUCUUCUAACAACCCACAGUGCUAGACAGCGUCUUUCCUUUGGGGCUACAGAAUCUGAGGUAGCUGAAGUCCUUGAAAGGAGAUCUAUAUCCCCUUCCAACUUCUCAAUGGAAAAAAGAUAUUAAGGUUCAUAAGGAACUUGCUUGGAAUGGAAGACCCCUUGGAUAAAGAAAUGUAAUGCUACAUUAUCAACUAUCAAGAAAGUGAUGCAACUGUAGUCAAAUUGCUGUUUAAUAAAAUACUGCAUUGAUUCUACAAAAAGCUAAUCAAAAAUAUGAAAGUUUGUUGUUUAACUAGAGAGUGUGGAAAAGUAUGAAGUAUGUUGUGUUAUUGCUUAAAAAUUUUCAAUUUUAUAUGAUUUUGGUUUGGAUGUGUUUAUAUUGACUAAUACAAAAAAGUGAGUUUGCUUUAUGUAGUACAGGAUAAAAUACUAUUAAAAACACAAGAGCAGCAUACACCAUAUGUUGUGGAAAUGGAAACCGUGCCAGCUGUAACUUGACAGUAGGGUACAUUGAAAUAAAAAUAAAACAAAUUAAGAAAUAUAUCAACAGUAACUCCUGCAAAUAGAACAACUCUUGCAACAUCAUUGAUUGGAACUGCUACCUCAAUAACAGCUAAAAGGUCGGAAUGAAAAUGAAUAAUGAUGUUUUGAAUUUAAAAUGUAUUUGGAGCCAAAUUAAGAUUUGAAUAGUGCUGAAUUAUCACACUUGCAUACAUUUCUCAACAGACACAGAUUAUCCUGCUUCUCAGUAGUAUUGCAUUGUGUUAAUAAUUACCUCUUGAUAUUAUGAAAAAAUAUGUUGAAGUAUUAUAAUUGUAAUGUACCACAGUACUUAACAAAUCGUACAGUGAUUUAGUCUUGUUAAGAAAAUACAUUACAUGCGUUGCAACCCUCUUUUUAUAUAUUGCUAUUUAUGGGAAAAUAGGGAUUUAAUCCCAAAAACCAUUAGUGAGAGUAAUUUUUGCAGUUACACUGAUACCAAAUACCCUUAUAAAAGUUUACUGCAGUAAACUAACAUGGAACUAAAAUAUUUGUAUAUUAGCUAUAGGAAUUGGAGUGACAGAGGGAAAUAAUUUUUAUAUUGUUUUCAAAUGUUCGUUGUUACCAUUUAUAACUGUUUCUGUAAUUGGUAAAAUAUAUUUAAAAAACUG